Molecule: messenger RNA, 1245 nt
Organism: Aspergillus oryzae RIB40
Lineage: Eukaryota; Fungi; Ascomycota; Eurotiomycetes; Eurotiales; Aspergillaceae
Exons: 3
Coding region: 1-1245 (414 amino acids)
Source: RefSeq, a predicted model, not a curated record
AUGAUCGGGGUAUGGUCUAUGGAUUUGACAAUACUGGAAGUUCCUUUGGAUUACUCAAACAGAAGUCUCGGCACGACGUCGAUUGCCUUCAUCAAGCUGGCUGGCAAAAAUGCCACCGUCGCAUCUCCCAGCAUUGUACUCAACCCCGGCGGCCCGGGUGGUUCUGGUGUCGACCUACUCCUCACAUACCAGGAUCUCAUCGGGCAGAUGCUUGGAGAGCAGUACAACUUCGUCUCCUUUGACCCUCGCGGGGUGAAUAACAGUGGCUUGCAUCUCGACUGCUUCUCGGGGGACACAAAAGCAAGAUCAGCUUUCUAUCAACUGCACAGAACAGGCGCUACUAAUAUCUCCUCAACAUCACUUGAGGAACAGUAUUAUUCAAGCUCUAUCUACGGCGAGUGGUGCAACAAUGCUGUCGUGAGCAAGUCAGCCCAUUCAUAUUAUGUGACUACGCCAGCAGUUGCCCAUGAUUUGCUCACAUUUACCGAAGCCGAGGCUGAGUUGGCCGGUCAGUCACCAUCAAACGCUAAACUGUGGUGCUAUAGCAUCAGUUACGGCACUGUCAUCGGCAGCACCUUCGCUUCUCUGUUUCCUGACCGCGUUGGGAGAAUGAUACUCGAUGGUGUUCUGAACGCAGAACAAUAUUAUAACAACUAUUGGACGGACAAUGUUAAUCAAAUGGAUGAAGCCAUGGAAACAUUCUCAACCUUCUGUCAUUCCGCAGGACCUGAAAAGUGCUCAUUCUGGGGACCCACACCGGCUAACAUCACGGCAAGAAUGGAUGGCAUCAUCCGUCAGCUCCAGAACCAUCCAGUCCCGCUAAGCGGCGUCGGAGGUCCAGACCUGCCAACAAUGGUCACAGUUUCAGACCUGAAGACCCUGUUUCUCAACGCACUCUACACCCCACUAGCAUUAUUUCCAAGGAUGGCCGACAUCCUACACCAGGCCGAGGGUGGGAAUGUGUCUGCUCUUGCGGGCAUGUAUGACCAGUCAAACUCUAUAACCGACGCCCGUCUCGCCAUCACUUGCACCGAUUCUUAUCGGAGGAACAGGCUUACUACCAUAGAAGAGUUCGAGAUUUGGGUGGAGUACACGACUUCCAAGAGCAAGUACAUCGGUGAUCUCUACCCCAUAUUCCUCGAAGGUAUCUUAUGCCGAUCAUUCCGACCGCACUUGCCUGAUAGCAUGGUAGUCCAAGGUAGUCAACACCCCUUGUGUCUCUCUCUGCUUUUCGGCAUUCUAUAA